AUGUUUGCACAAUUCUUUAUUUCUCCAUUAUUUACUGAGAGCGCAACAGAAAGAGAAAUAUUAGCCGUCGAUAGCGAAUUUAAAAAGAAUUUAAAUGAUGACGUAUGGAGAGACUAUCAAAUCAUGAAAUCGACUGCAAAUCCAGACCAUCCAUUCUCGAAAUUUGGAAGUGGUUGUUUAGAGUCCUUAGAUACAAUUCCUAAACAAAACAAUAUGGAUGUACGAAAAGCAUUGAUUGAUUUUCAUUCAAAAUAUUAUUCGAGUAAUCAAAUGAAGCUUUGUGUAAUUGGACAAUAUCCUCUUUCACAACUUGAAGAGUGGGUCAGAAGCAAAUUUGGAGAGAUUCCAAAUACGAAGGCUACUACUGCAUGCUUUUUUCCAAAGAAUGUUAAGCCCUAUAGCAAGAAUGAAAUUUCAAAGUUUGUUAGGUUAAAGACCAUUUCUGAUUUGAGACAGUUGUCACUCGUAUUUCCUAUUCAACUAACUCUUCCAACCAUCGAUGGACGACACAUUGCCUAUCAAUUCAAGCCCGAAAAAUACGUGUCUCAUUUGAUCGGACACGAGUGUAAAGGCUCUCUAUUUUCCCUGUUAAAAAAGAAAGGAUGGGUUUCAUCAUUAUCAGCUGGUCCUUAUGCAAGAUUUGGUGGUAAUAAUUGUGUUGAUUUGCCAAAAGAAGAUAGCUUCGUUUUGUAUACUGUCAAUAUUGAGCUUACUGUUGAAGGAGAGGAUCAUAUUUAUGAAAUUAUUGAGUAUUUAUUUGAAUAUAUUGAUUUGAUCAAGUCGAAACAAGGCGUACAGAAAUGGGUGUAUGACGAGGUUUCACAUUUGGCAAAGCUGGCGUUUGUCAAUCUAGAGUAUCCUAGAGCUCUUCAGUUUGCAAGUGACAUGGCCCAAAAUUUGCAAAAGUAUUUACCCAAUGAAGUCAUUUCCGGCGUUCAUAUUUUUGAUUACAACGAAGAGUUAAUUAUUGAGUGUUUAAACCAACUUAAUCCAUACAACUUCAACGUGUAUUACCGAAAGCCAAGUUUUGAAAAUAUUAAUUUCGAAGAAGAAAAAUGGUACAAAGCUCAAUACUCUCUACAAGAUCUCCCACAAGAAUGGCUCGACAAGCUUGCAAGAGUGACUCAUUCAACUAGUGAGCUCACAUUCCCAGCACCAAAUCCAUUUAUUCCAGAAAACUUUGAUAUUAAGGGAAUCAUUAACAGUACUUCCAAUGAUGAUGGUCCUUCUACUGUGUAUCAUACUUCCAAGAUGAAGGCAUGGUUCAAGCAAGAUAAUUACUUUGGAACACCAAGAGGAAAUAUUUUCUAUAAUAUCAUUCUUCCUCAAACCAAGUCAGAUCCUCGUACGGUUAUUUGUUCAGAAAUGUUUUGUGAAAUGGUCACAGACUAUUUGAACGAAGAUUUGUAUUUUGCAGAAGUUGCUGGUUUAACUUAUAGUUUAUCAACCUAUUCAAGCGGUAUCAACGUACUAUUAUUGGGGUACAAUGACAAAAUGAAGGAUCUCAAUAACAAGAUAUUUCGAGACAUGGUAUCUGUCGUCGAUCAAAAGCUUCUAAAAUUAGAUAGAUUUGAAGUGAUUAAGGAAAGAUUGUCAAGAACGUAUACCAACUUUAAAUUUGCACAACCCUACGAACAUGCAGUUAUUGAGGCUCACAGACUUCUUUUUCAAAAAAAGUUUUGUUCAUUGGAUUAUAUUGACGUUAUUGAUACCAUUGAUUUUGAAGAAUUUUAUAAUUUCAUUACGGUUUGGUUCAAGACUCUUCGGGUAGAAUUAUUAAUACAUGGAAACUUUACCUCACAAGAAGCAUUAGAGCUGUGUUCUGACACUGAGAAGAUUUUAUUCGAUCGAAGUGUGAAAGUGAUGGUUCCUUUACCAAGCCAAGAACAGAGAGAACAUAUUGUUCAACUUCCAACUGGAACGGAUGUCAUCUUCCCAAUCUCGAAUCAUAAUUUUAAUAACCCUAAUCAUGCCCUAGAAAUUGUGUACCAAUUAGGAUUUCGAUCUGUGGAGUUAGAUGCGAUGGCUGAACUUUUCAAUCAAAUUAUUAGCAACCAAUACUAUCUUGUCUUGCGAACAGAAAAACAGUUAGGAUACAUUGUGCAUUCAAGAGUGAGAUUUGAUCAUAACAUUUGUUCUUUUAGUUGUAUCGUUCAAUCUCCAUCUUACGAUCCAAAAGAAGUUUUAAAAGAACAUGACCAAUUCUUUGUGGAUAUUAACGGACUGUUAUCAUCUUUGACUGAGAAAGACAUUGAGGCACAUCUUGACGCAUUAAUUUCCAAGAUCACUGAAAAAGAAAAGCAAAUGAAAAUGGAAUCUGCUAGACACAUGGCUGAAAUUACGAAUCAGCAAUACAUGUUUAACAGAAAGGCUAAAAAAGUAGAGGCCAUCAAAAAAUUUACACUCAAGGAUGUGCUUGACUUUUAUCAGAACUUUAUGAUGCCUAGUGGUGAAAAAUUCCGACGUGCAGUGGUGAUGAUGUUUGCUUCACCUUCCACCAUUGAUCAUGCCAGAAUUGCUAAAUUCGACGAUAAUAGAAAAGUUAUUGUGGUUCCUGAAGCGGAUAGAUUCGAAUUCAAGCAUACACUUGCUCUAUUUCCUAAUUUUGUGAAAUUCUAG
Messenger RNA from Naegleria lovaniensis, 2619 nucleotides. RefSeq lists its product as uncharacterized. Bases 1 to 2619 code for a protein of 872 amino acids. Gene Ontology annotation, biological process: peptide catabolic process. NCBI's taxonomy places the organism in Eukaryota, Heterolobosea, Eutetramitea, Acrasida, Naegleriidae. Gene Ontology annotation, molecular function: metal ion binding; metalloendopeptidase activity. The transcript is spliced from 2 exons. Gene Ontology annotation, cellular component: cytosol; mitochondrion. The record is from RefSeq and is a predicted model, not a curated record.